AUGCCAAGAAGACAGACUAACGGAGGAGCGGAGGUAGUGCUGCCUCCUCCACUGUAUCUGGUCCAGCCCAGGACAAAGGGCUUGGGGCCAUGUGAAUCGUGCGCGCACCUCGGGACGAAUGAUGAUACUGAUGCGGAUGCGCUUGCGAAUGCGGAUGCUGAUGCUGAUGCUGAAGCCGAGGAUGCCGAUAGUGCUGAUGAUGAUGAUGAUCGUGGUGAUGAUGAUGAUGAAGACGAUGAUGAUGAUGAUGAUGAUGAUGGAGAGCUCAUGCAGGUCACACCACACCGCAAAAUAGUGAUGCGGCUGAUACCGCAAGCACUAGUUCUGGGCCGAUCCACGGCUCUGGUCCAGCAGUCGCCCCGACGCUGCCGGAGGAGGGCACCAGGCAGGGACAGCACAGCACAGGACAGCGACAGCACAGCGCAGCACAGGACAGAACCGAUUCCCACUAGUGGACCUUGCAGACCAUCGCCAGCAACUCGUGAUGUAGCACUAUUUGGCGGAGAGGCCAAUCCGGUUGGACAGCUCGUCACGGUAGCCUGUUCCUGGGACGGCAACUUACAUGGCAAAAGUCAGUACAGUCGUACCUAUGCUCUACGGGGUGGUAGCGCUCCGGACGGCUUGGUGCUGGAGCAGACUGUGGUACGGUAUCGAGUGACGCCUUCUGACGACUGCGACCAUGUCGUUCCCACAGCGCACGCCUACGCCCACGUACCCACGGCACUUGGGGCUGUCACCAGUCACCACUGCAUGAUGAUGCGGCCGCCUACGGCGCGUCUCGCAUGCAUGACCUGCGUGCCGUCCCGACCUUCGUUCCGAGACAGCAAUAAGCAACAGCAAGACAACCCAGCAGGCAUCAUCAGCAUCGGAGUGAGUGUCCAUGCCGCGCCCCCAAAUUCCCAAUGUGCGCUCCUCAGCGGGCUUCUGCUGGGAAGAUUGCACACACGGAAGUCGCCGCGAUAUACAGCAUCGCACACCCUGGGCGUCCAAGAUGAGGGUCAUCAUAAAUGGAGAUCUGGUCCACGUCCAGUUGGGCAGCAACAAUCAAAAGGAACGGUGCAGAUCCUGGUCAAAGUCGCAAUGCUCCUCCUGUUGCUGAACCGCCGUGACAGGCAUGAGCCUACGGUCGGUUCUACCGUCUACGGUGCACCUCCUGGCAACGUCAAAUCCCGCCGGAACGGUUCACAGCAACGGGCUGCCGCCAUGAGUGAUAUUUCCAGAUGGCGCCGGAUCCAGGCAUAUGGACGGUACAACAGGAUGGGUCCAGUCCUCGACUCUCGCAUGCCAUGCCAUACCCCCCUCCCCCCCUCCCUCCCGUUCUCCGUCUCUCGCAUCGCAUCGCGUCGCGUCACUGCGCCGUACCUCGCCCGUCGGCCAUCUGGCAUCAGUCAGCCAGUCAGUCAGCCCGACAGGCCAGGUCACAGACUUACAGGCUCGCAGGCUCACAGCCUGUCGUCUCCCGUCUCUUCACUCAUGCUGGUCGGAAGGGGGAGGGGGAGGGGGAGGGGGGUGGGAAAGGCCCAUGUGGCUGAGCUUGUGACGCACGCGAUGCAACGGAAAGGCUGGCACCCUUCCGCUGCCCCGUUCUGCAAAGUCGUGCAUAGCCGCGCUCUCGUUAUUGGCUGUGCCGCUCCGAUUAAGGCAACGCGCAACCUAUCACGCAAUUUGCGACUACUGCUGAGGGUGGUGUGGGUGGGUAGGUAUGCUUGCUUGCUUGCAUAUAUACCUAUGCCCCCUUCUGCCGCUCCGAGACUCCCCCCAGGCGGCCGCGCACGUGCUGUGUGGACGCACUGCGGCAUGCAUGGCGUGAUUGCGCUAAAGGAUCGCAUUUUAAUCAUUGCUCGCGCUAGGUACCUCUCCAUCUCGCGCCAACACACGGAGAAAAAAUACAUUAUCACACUUGCCGAUGUCACUGUCAUCAUCUACGGGAGUUCUACUACAUGUACCUAA
Molecule: messenger RNA, 1950 nt
Organism: Sphaerulina musiva SO2202
Lineage: Eukaryota; Fungi; Ascomycota; Dothideomycetes; Mycosphaerellales; Mycosphaerellaceae
Exons: 15
Coding region: 1-1950 (649 amino acids)
Source: RefSeq, a predicted model, not a curated record